Messenger RNA from Magallana angulata, 1897 nucleotides. Its product is annotated as sodium-dependent glucose transporter 1A-like. Gene Ontology annotation, biological process: transmembrane transport. The record is from RefSeq and is a predicted model, not a curated record. NCBI's taxonomy places the organism in Eukaryota, Metazoa, Mollusca, Bivalvia, Ostreida, Ostreidae. The transcript has 3 exons. Bases 10 to 1872 code for a protein of 620 amino acids.
UGCCCGAGGAUGGAGGACGAGGAGUAUGAAGUCUCGACCGUGGACAAGUUCCGCUUGACCUACGACGGCCCCGACCUUGAAAUCAUUGAGCGGAUCCGGCGAAUGUACGAACGGGUGCCGUUCGGAAAGAGCAAGGACGACGAAGUUGAAGGGGAUCGCAAGAAAAAGAGGCGGAAACCUAAAUUCCUGAUCAGGCUUAAAACGGACCCGGAGUUCAAAAGAAAGAUUAUUUUGACCGCUGGGCUGCUUUGGUCAUUUAUGAUAUUGGGCUGGAUCAUUGGUCAGUUUGGUCCUUCGUUUCUCGACCUACAAAUCAUCACCUCCACCACCAUAAAAAGAGGAUCCGCCUUCAUGACGGCCAAUUCCGUGGGGUACCUGACGGGAUCCCUGCUGUGUGGGGUCCUAUUCGACAGCUACAAUAAGCUGUUCCUGCUGUUUCUGGCUGUAUUUGGCAACGCUGUUACGGCGGCCAUCAUCCCGUGGUGCUUUGUAUACGAAAUCAUGGUCAUCAUGCAUAUUGCAAAAGGGACAUUUUGUGGAGCUCUAGAUGCAAUCUGUAAUGCAGAGAUAGUCUACACAUGGGGUGACGAGGGUAGAGCUUACAUGCAGGCCCUUCAUUUCUGUUUUGCUAUGGGAGGUAUUUUGUCGCCAAUGGCAACAGCUCCAUUUUUGGCUCCGAAACAUCAAACAUUCUUUUUAAGCAAAACUCCCGUAGACUAUUACAUACCGGAAGUGGAUUAUGAUACUGUCACGGUGGCAAUCAACGGAACCGGAAGAUUGUCAAGCAUCAACUCCACCUUGAAGUCCACAGCAAACAUUUCGUUGCCCAGAAAUAUUACGUUUGUCACUAAACUGGUUCCCCAUCCUGCCCCAAAAUCCAGGAUUUACGUUGCAUAUCUGAUGUCAGCGUUUUUGGCGUCAACUGCCGCUGUGUUCUUUUUCGUGUUGUACAGAAAAUCGCUUCGAACGAAACCACAAAAGCUGAAAAAGAGACCAAAGACCCAAGAAACACAGCAGAAAGUGCUACCAUUUAAAUCCAAAGUCAUAGCCAUUGCCAACAUGAUGUGUAUCAUGGCAUGCUAUAGUGCAAUAGAGGAUACGUUUGCGGGAUUCCUUGCAACGUUCUGUGUCAAGCAAAUGGAUUGGACCAAAUCGGCGGGAUCUUUUGCUACGUCGAUGUAUUGGGCGGCGUUUGGCGGGGGUCGCUUCUGUGGGAUUUUUCUUGUGAAGUUCUUGACUCCUGUGCGAAUGAUAUGCAUGUACACCGGCCUUCUGAUCGUUGCUUUUAUGGGACUGUUCUUGACCUCUAACGAAGGUUAUGACACGGGGGUUUGGGUGUGUGCCACGUUGGCGGGGUUCGCCCUGUCCAUUAUAUUCCCCACCAUGUUCAUCUGGACCGAGGAGGAACUUCUGACGAUCACUGGAAAAGUUGCGUCUUUGUUUCUGAUUGCGUCAUCAUCGGGCACGAUGGUUAACCCUAUCGUACUUGGAACCUUGAUGGACAGACUGACGCCGAUGUGGUUCUGUUACUUACUGUUCACAGAAAGCGUGCUGCUUUUGGUAUUCUACUUACUAGCGCAACACGUUGCAUCCGUCGUUCAUGCUCCGAAAACAGAGAAAGACGGCAAAUUUGAUGACGUACGCCCCGUGUUUUAUGACGAUUUUGACCCCCGAAGCUUUCUUUCUGACAACUCCAAGGAGCCAAAGUCCAAAGUGAAUCCCGAUCUCACUUUCACAAUCAUUCCUUUAACGGGCGGAGAACCGCAAGUGGCGGAGAUGAACGUUAAAGAAAACACACUUCCAUUCAGUGAAAGUGACGAAGAAUCCGAGACAGAAUCAUUGUUGACAAAUGAGGAUCGAUCCCACACGUAAUCACUGUCAAUGGAGUGUUUGUAAA